This is a messenger RNA of Pan troglodytes (chimpanzee), 2970 nucleotides long. It is a transcript of the gene DCAF11, whose product is annotated as DDB1 and CUL4 associated factor 11. Lineage: Eukaryota; Metazoa; Chordata; Mammalia; Primates; Hominidae. The coding region runs from base 610 to 2250 and encodes 546 amino acids. Gene Ontology annotation, molecular function: protein binding. The transcript has 15 exons. Gene Ontology annotation, cellular component: Cul4-RING E3 ubiquitin ligase complex. The record is from RefSeq and is a predicted model, not a curated record. Gene Ontology annotation, biological process: proteasome-mediated ubiquitin-dependent protein catabolic process.
GUCGUGUGACGUUUGCAGCUCGCCGGCCAGGAAGCCGCGAGAUGCGUGACGAGCGAAGCGCGUGACGGAGGAGCGGUUGGCCAACGCAGUGGCGGCAGUCGGUGUAAACAAGGCCUCGCGCCGCUGCGGGUCCUGCGACCGCUCCUGGCUGGUGGGUGGUCUCGCGUGGGGCGGUAACCGCCGGCUUCAGUGGGAGGUGCUUCUCGGCUUCCUCCCCCUCAUGGCGUACACACCCCCGGCGCACCACGUGGGCGUGAGGCAAGGAAGGAGGGGUGUUAGGCCAAAUUCUAUUUUCAUUGGCUGUCACUGCUGCCGGCCUUUGUAAGGGGGCGCUCUGAUUGGUCGAUAAGGUGGGGGCGUCGAGGGUCUUUGAGUCCUAAGGCUUCUAAUUGGUUAGAUGAGAUAAGCUAGUGAAGCGCUUUCUUCCGAGAGGGAUUUCGAUUGGUCGGUCAGAGAGGUUACCUGGAAAUCCAACACCGCCCAACACCCCUCCCGCUCCCCAGUCCGGGGACUUCGAUAGGUGAGUUUGAGCACGCUUUGCUUUCACCAAACCCAAGGAGGUGACAGGAGGAGCCCCCGCACAGGACCUAAGGAUGCUGUGACCAGAAGAUGGGAUCGCGGAACAGCAGCAGUGCAGGAUCCGGGUCCGGAGACCCCUCCGAGGGCUUGCCCCGAAGAGGGGCUGGCCUGCGUCGGAGUGAGGAAGAGGAAGAAGAGGAUGAAGAUGUGGAUCUGGCCCAGGUACUGGCCUAUCUCCUCCGCAGAGGCCAAGUGAGGUUGGUGCAGGGAGGAGGUGCAGCAAAUUUACAAUUCAUUCAGGCCCUCUUGGACUCAGAGGAAGAGAAUGACAGAGCUUGGGAUGGUCGUCUUGGGGAUCGAUACAACCCACCUGUGGAUGCUACCCCUGACACCCGGGAGCUGGAAUUCAAUGAGAUCAAGACACAAGUGGAACUGGCCACAGGGCAGCUGGGGCUUAGGCGGGCCGCCCAGAAGCACAGCUUUCCUCGAAUGUUGCACCAGAGAGAACGGGGCCUCUGCCAUCGGGGAAGCUUCUCCCUUGGAGAACAGUCUCGAGUGAUAUCUCACUUCUUGCCCAAUGAUCUGGGCUUCACUGAUAGCUACUCUCAGAAGGCUUUCUGUGGCAUCUACAGCAAAGAUGGUCAAAUAUUCAUGUCUGCUUGCCAAGACCAGACAAUCCGACUGUAUGACUGCCGGUAUGGCCGUUUCCGUAAAUUCAAGAGCAUCAAGGCCCGCGAUGUAGGCUGGAGUGUCUUGGAUGUGGCCUUCACCCCUGAUGGGAACCACUUCCUCUACUCUAGCUGGUCUGAUUACAUUCAUAUCUGCAAUAUCUAUGGUGAGGGAGAUACACACACUGCCCUGGAUCUCAGGCCAGAUGAGCGUCGCUUUGCUGUCUUCUCCAUUGCUGUCUCCUCAGAUGGACGAGAAGUACUAGGAGGGGCCAAUGAUGGCUGCCUGUAUGUCUUUGACCGAGAACAGAACCGGCGCACCCUUCAGAUUGAGUCCCAUGAGGAUGAUGUGAAUGCAGUGGCCUUUGCUGAUAUAAGCUCCCAAAUCCUGUUCUCUGGGGGAGACGAUGCCAUCUGCAAAGUGUGGGAUCGACGCACCAUGCGGGAGGAUGACCCCAAGCCUGUGGGUGCACUGGCUGGACACCAGGAUGGCAUCACCUUCAUUGACAGCAAGGGUGAUGCCCGGUAUCUGAUCUCCAACUCUAAAGACCAGACCAUCAAACUCUGGGAUAUCCGACGCUUUUCCAGCCGGGAAGGCAUGGAAGCUUCACGCCAGGCUGCCACACAGCAAAACUGGGACUAUCGGUGGCAGCAAGUGCCCAAAAAAGCCUGGCGGAAGCUGAAGCUCCCAGGAGACAGCUCCUUGAUGACCUACCGGGGCCACGGAGUGCUGCACACCCUCAUCCGCUGCCGGUUCUCCCCCAUUCAUAGCACUGGCCAGCAGUUCAUCUACAGUGGCUGCUCCACUGGCAAAGUGGUUGUGUACGACCUUCUAAGUGGCCACAUUGUGAAGAAGCUGACCAACCACAAGGCCUGUGUGCGUGACGUCAGUUGGCACCCCUUUGAAGAGAAGAUUGUCAGCAGUUCGUGGGACGGGAACCUGCGUCUGUGGCAGUACCGCCAGGCUGAGUACUUCCAGGAUGACAUGCCAGAAUCUGAGGAAUGUGCCAGCGCCCCUGCCCCAGUGCCCCAAUCCUCUACACCCUUUUCCUCACCCCAGUAGAUCCAAUCUCCAGCCCCAUAUAGGGUGAACCUCUUGAUAAGCUCUCUGCCUUCUCCUCCCUUUCUCCCUUGUGGGGAAUGUUUGGAGGAAUCACUGGCAUUUGAUGGGGAGAAACAUAAGCCUGGGCUCUGAGCCUCAGCUGAGCCCUGGAAGAUUCUCCCCAUGGGGCAGAGUGGUCUCCUUACAUGCUCACACCCAGUCAGCUUGGGUCCCUAUCUCUGGCCAGAGUUUGGCAGGACUGCCAUUAUCUGGGGCGUGGCCUCUGCCAGCAAGAGAAGUGUCCUGGGUGUUUUUAAUCAUGUUUGAAUGUUAGGGGUUGGAUCCUAGAGUAGAUGCCUGAGGCCACAUCUGAACAGACCUGUCAGCCAGGCCUGCCAGGUCUUCACGUUGAGGAUUCAACUGGCCAAUCACAGGACAGGUGUCCUGGCCUUUCUUCCUGAGGUCUCUAGGGGAGGGGCAUGGGUAAGGGUGUUUCCUCAGCACCCUCCUGGGGUGGGGAUUAUGUCUGCUGUCAUGUCUGGGUCUUUAGGGUAGGACAGGCUGUGGUAUGAGAGGCAGGAGUCUCCACAAGGCUUCAUGUGACCCCUCAUAGGGCAGGCCCUGCCCUCUGGGAAGGUCCCUUCAUGCUGGAGGCACACAGCUUUAAGGAAGUAGUUUGAAGUAGGGCUCCUUCGUCCUCUCACUGGCUUUGGCUCCCUCAAUAAACUGUGUGGGAACCUG